GACAGAAUUAGCCUGAGGCAGGACGGGGCUGUGUGUGAGCUAGAGAUCCGUGGCCUGACCGUGGCAGACGCCGGGGAGUACUUGUGUGUGUGCGGGCAGGAGAGGACCUCAGCCACACUGACCGUCAGGGCCCUGCCUGCCAAGUUCACCAAGGGUCUGAGAAAGGAAGAGGCCACAGAGGGGGCCACGGCCACACUGCGCUGUGAGCUGAGCAAGGCGGCCCCCGUGGAGUGGAGAAAGGGCUCUGACACCCUCAGAGCUGGGGACAGAGUCACCCUGAGACAGGACGGGGCCAUGUGUGAGCUGGAGAUCCAUGGCCUGGCCAUGGCGGAUGCCGGGGAGUACUCAUGUAUGUGCGGACAGGAGAGGACCUCGGCCACGCUGACCGUCAGGGCCCUGCCUGCCAAGUUCACCAAGGGUCUGAGGAAGGAAGAGGCCACAGAGGGGGCCACGGCCACACUGCGCUGUGAGCUGAGCAAGGCGGUCCCCGUGGAGUGGAGGAAGGGCUCUGACACCCUCAGAGCUGGGGACAGAGUCAGCCUGAGACAAGACGGGGCCGUAUGUGAGCUGGAGAUUCGUGGCCUAGCCCUGACAGACGCCGGGGAGUACUCGUGUGUGUGCGGGAAGGAGAGGACCUCGGCCACGCUGACCGUCAGGGGUAAAGACCGUGUUUGGCCAAGCCAAGCUGUGUUUCGGCGUCCAGUUAUUGAGUUCAUGACAUCUGUCUGCGUUCCUUCCAUGUUCUCUCCCAUCUCAGUGUCACUUUCUCCCCACAACUCCCUGGAAUUCCUUCCACUUUCUUGUUGUGUGAACCACAGGAAACUGGAAUCUAAGCCACUUCCCACCCCUUGUGGCACUGCUGGUUCUGUCCUGUUGUCCUGUUGGGUUCUGUGUCUUUUCCUCUGUCCCGUCAUGUCCUGUUUCUGAACAAUCUCCAGAGAAUAUCGUGUUCUC
Messenger RNA from Equus quagga, 954 nucleotides. RefSeq names its product obscurin-like. The transcript is spliced from 3 exons. NCBI's taxonomy places the organism in Eukaryota, Metazoa, Chordata, Mammalia, Perissodactyla, Equidae. The record is from RefSeq and is a predicted model, not a curated record. Bases 295 to 927 code for a protein of 210 amino acids.